Molecule: messenger RNA, 1659 nt
Organism: Pseudo-nitzschia multistriata
Lineage: Eukaryota; Bacillariophyta; Bacillariophyceae; Bacillariales; Bacillariaceae
Source: the annotation of a GenBank genome assembly
CACCGGUGUCUAUUUCCUCUGUUGCAGCAACCCCAAAGGAAAACAACUUCCAUUUUUGAUCAGAGCUCCGGUCAAACAUCUUCUCGUGCUAGGUCGACUAGUAAUAUUUGAAAGCAGAAAUCAUGUACAGAGGAAAUAAUCUCCACCUCAGUGAAAUCAGUAGCCGUUGCUUCCUGGCCUCCGCUGCGUUGUUGGCUUCCUGGUCGGCUAUCACCUCGUCGAUAGUCCUGGCUCUUGCCAUGACAGCAGGUCCCCAGCGGACAGUCCUGGUAACAGGCGGAGCUGGAUACAUCGGAUCGCACACCUGCCUCGAGCUGCUCAGAAUUCCUAAUGAACAAUACAAGGUAGUCGUCGUCGACAAUCUAGACAACUCGUCGGAGGAAAGCUUGAGACGGGUUCGGGAAUUAGUCGGAGAAGAACUUGGAGAAUGCGGAGAGGAUCGGAUCCAGUUCCGUAAUUGCGACAUUCGCGACAAGGAGGGCCUCGACAAAGGUGAGUUGAAGAGUCAUUGAAAACCGGAAAAUGCGAAAAGUCGAACAGAACCGUACGUGGAUAUAUCAGACAGAGCUUGGGAGAUGGAUUAUCUUUCCCGUGGAGCAACCUUGACCAAGACUAGUGUUUCUGUGCAACCCGAACAAUUUAGCGCGUUAUUUUAUUGUUAUUUUAUUUAGCCAUCGCCCAACUCACAUCGUCGGAACAUUCCCUUGACCAAAACAAAUAUUGACAUUCAAAAUAGUCUUGACUGAGUUUCCCGAAAUAGAUUCAUGCAUCCAUUUUGCUGGACUCAAAGCUGUUGGAGAAUCUGUGCAAAAGCCGCUGAGUUAUUACGAUUGCAACAUCGGCGGGACCGUUAAUCUAUUGGAACGAUUGGAAGAGCACAAGGUUCGUCAUUUUGUUUUUAGCUCAUCGGCAACUGUUUACGGGKAACCAGAAAUGCUGCCCCUGACCGAAUCGGCGAGGUUGUCGGCCACAAAUCCAUACGGCCGAACGAAACUAUUUGUGGAAGAGAUUCUGCGGGAUGCAUUCGCUUCCAAUCCCGAGAAAUGGAAYAUUUUGAUUCUGCGGUAUUUCAAUCCCAUCGGUGCCCAUGCCUCGGGUAGAAUCGGGGAAGACCCGCAGGGGAUACCUAACAAUUUGAUGCCCUUCAUCGCGCAGGUUUGCGUGGGCCGUCGACCCGAGCUGAGUGUUUUUGGGGGCGACUACGAUACGCCCGAUGGAACCGGCGUCAGGGACUACAUCCAUGUGGUGGACCUUGCGAGAGGGCAUGUUGCGGCAUUGGAAAAACUGUACACAACUCCCGAUCUCGGUUGCGAGCCCGUUAACCUUGGAACAGGACGGGGUGUUUCGGUCCUGGACCUUGUUGGGGGGAUGGGGAAGGCCACCGGCAAGCCUGUCCCUUAUAGCAUUGUAGAUCGGCGACCUGGAGACGUUGCCGAAAUGUAUGCCGACCCCAAGCUGGCAAACGAUCUUUUGAAGUGGAAGGCGGAAUACGGCGUCGAAGAAAUGUGUGAGGAUACAUGGAAGUGGCAAUCUACAAAUCCUUAUGGCUACGCAACAGAAACGGAUGAGGUCGGGUUAGAAGCAUGCGAAGAAACCCGCGCUACAAACUAGCAAUGRCAGAAAGAKAUGGAUAGAACCGAAGAAACGUAAAUUACCGAG